CAUUAAAAGAUACAGAUUUCUGAAGAAGCGAACUAAUUGAAGAAUAAGAUUCUUUGAUCUCAAAGAUUAUGAAGAACUUCUGUAAAAAAGAACUGAAACCUUUGACAAUAACGUAAGAGUAACAAGAUCUAAAAGAAUAUGCCUGUAAUAACGCUUGUUAAUUUAGUCAGAUCGAGUAUUCCUACACACUAGGAAAAGUACUUAGCAUUUCAAACUAACAUUGCGAAUGUUGGAAUUAAUUAAACACUUUUGUUUCACUGUCGUUCAACGAUUUUUUCUGUUAUAGAACAAAAAAAAUAUUGAUGCAUAAUUAAAAGCCAUGGAACCGUUUAUACAGGCUGCCUAAUUGAGAUGCUUACAUUUUCAACAAUAAAACAGAUCGUAAAAUCUAUUAUACUAUAUGGAAUAAGAGAAUGUUGUAGGAUUUAUCGUUUUUCGAUGGUGAUUAUUUCGCCUAAUGUUUUAUUGAAAGCUUGAUACCUGAAGUUUACAUAUAAAAUGUAGGAUUAAUAAACAACUUUUUAUAAAUAAUGGUAUACUGGUUCAGAUGUAACAUUAUCAUAGCAUACAUGUACAUUCUUCUGUACCUGUCUACAAUAAUAGAGUGCAAGUUUAACUGUUCCAUAUCACCCUACCUCAGAGAUCGUUGGUAUUUAGUCAAUCAACCAAGAACAAUACUUAGGGUCAGAAGAAAGAGUGUGGUGUUCAAAGAGCCUGGCAAAGAAACAUUGAGAUAUAAGUGUGCUGAAGGCAAAGGAAAUACUUUUCUUCUCAGAAUUCGAGACUAUAGGCCCGGUUAUCAUGGUUACUUAUGUAUCGGAUUUGCUUACAUCGCAUAUCAUGCACGUGCAGAAUACAGCCUCGUUCGGCUAAAUGAUCCGUCUAUUGGUCACAGCUUGAUGGGACCUUUAUUGUACAGAGGAGAUUUUGGUCCUAUGUCAUUGAAUGAUGUGUGUCUUGGUUCAUCAGUGCCUGUCUAUUCAUAUCUUCAGCGAACAAGUCCGGGAUGUAAGUUUCCGAAGGUACUUCGUCAUUCCUGGAGUACUUCUAUUAAGAUUGCAUGGAGAGUGUCCUUUACAAAAUCUGAUUUCACUCUGACAUUAAUGAAUGGGACAGAUGUUUUAUUCAGAUGUGAGAAAAGAGAUAAACAUAUCUUUCAACUGCGAGCUAUUACCAUAACAUCAGGUCAGGAUGGAAUAUUGUGCCUUCGUAUUAAAUCAUUACGUAACGAUCCUUUCUAUGAUUUUGAAAUCGCCCGGAUGAAUAGUGGAAGUACAGAAAUGGGGAUGAUUAUGACAAUACCACGUGGCAAACCAUUUCACAUGCACGAAGAUUGUGAUUGGAUAGACAGUCCUGCUCGUUCGGAGUUUCUUUACACUCUUCCUAAAGCAUGAUGUUGAAAAGUGUAAAACUGUUUUAUUCUGAAUAUCUGUAUAUUCAUAAAUUCAUAAUGAUGUAGUUUCUGUUAUUACUGACUAAUUGUUUUGGUGUUUUAUUUAUAUUUGUGUCUAUUUAUCUUGAAAAUUUCAUUACUUAUAAAGUCAUGUCUUUGGCUAACCUCGGGCCUUUGUUAGUCUUGUAUACUUUUUUUUUAAUUUUGGUUCUUUUAUGUUUCGGAGUUUAGUGUGACGUCAAUUUUCGCUGAACUAGUAUACAUUAUUGUUUAGGGGGCAGCUGAAGCCCGCCCCCGGGUGCGUUAUUUUCUCGCUGUAUUGAAGACCCAUUGGUGCCUUGGGCUGUUUUGUGCUCUUUGAUCGGGUUGUUGUCUCUUUGACACAUUCCCCGUUUCCAUUCUCAAUUUUACACUACCAUUAAGCUCUAUUUAUAACAACUACAUGAUGAAAAGAAGAAUAAGCAAUUUUUAAAGUAUUACGAUUGAUUUCUUUUAAUUAUUUGAAAAACGGAAUCGAAUGUCAUUUAGUUUUCCUUAAUAAAUUACUUUCGGAAACAAAUUUAAUAAAGCAGGUUUUGAUGUUUUAUGUUAUUGCAUAUUCUUGAAGAUACUUUAUAUACUACCAUUUAAAAACUGAAAUGUUUCAAAGUUUUGCUGGAUUUUUUUAAAUAGAGGGUAGUAAAAAUGCGUUUUGAUAAUUGACUGUAUAAUACAUAAUUGAUUAACCUAUGAUAACAUUA
Molecule: messenger RNA, 2133 nt
Organism: Mytilus californianus (California mussel)
Lineage: Eukaryota; Metazoa; Mollusca; Bivalvia; Mytilida; Mytilidae
Exons: 8
Coding region: 531-1394 (287 amino acids)
Source: RefSeq, a predicted model, not a curated record